AUGCAAAACCCAAAAACAUUUUUUCCCGCUGCAAACCCUAGCAGCCCCUCUCCCCAAACUAACCGUCUGGCGUUUUCAGUGACAAAAGAGGAAGAGAGGAAAACAAGGGCAAGAAACCAGCAUCGCCUUCUCGCCAUGGAAGGCAUCGAUAUGGAAGGCCCAGACGUCUUCCCCGACUCAAUGGACGGCGAUUUCUGCGACUCGAUCCUUGCUCACUUCUCCAAAUCGGAUCAAGAAGACAGCCAACGCCUUUGCGCCACCAUUGGCUCCAUGUCUCAGGAACUCAGAGAACAAAACCUUCCUCUCACUCCAAUCGCCUACUUCGGCGCUACCUGUUCCUCUCUCGACCGCCUCUCCUCCCAACCGGACUCUCCUCCUCACGUCAUCCAGUCUCUCACCACCAUCCUCUCUCUCCUCCUCCCCCGUAUCCCCGUCGCCAUUAUAAAAAAGAAAGGAGAUUUCGUUUCGACAACUGCCCUUACUGUUCUAAGAUUAAAUUCCGUUACGGAGGUUACACAGACUUCAGGUUUGAAGUGCUUAGCUCAUUUAUUAAUUACCGGAGAGAAAGUUAAUUGGUCGGAUUUGUCACAAAAUUACGGUGUAAUGCUCGGAUUUUUAACUGAUUCCCGCCCUAAGGUGAGAAGACAAUCACAUUUGUGUCUCCGUGACGUUUUACAAAGCUUCCGAGGUACGCCGGUGCUCGCGCCUGCAAGCGAAGCCAUAACGAACUUAUUUGAGAGGUUUCUUCUGCUCGCGGGAGGUUCAAACACGAAUUCUAACGAGCGGUCCAAAGGAGCUCAGGAAGUUCUCUAUGUUUUGGAUGCUCUGAAGGACUCUCUUCCGCUUAUGUCGAUGAAAUACGGGACUACUAUUCUUAAGUACUAUAAAACUUUAUUGGAACUUCGGCAGCCUCUUGUUACUAGGCGUGUAACUGAUAGUUUAAAUCUAGUUUGUACUUAUCCAAAUGUUGAAGUCUCAGCUGAGGCAUUGCUAGAUUUGUUAUCCUCGUUGGCUCUUUCUGUUUCUGCGAAUGAAACAUCUGCUGUUAGCAUGACGUUUAAUGCUCGUUUGUUGAGUUCCGGAAUGAUAAAAGUAUAUUCUCUUAAUAGACAACUUUGUGUCAUCAAGCUCCCCAUUGUGUUCAGUGCACUCAAAGAUAUUCUGGGGUCGGAACAUGAGGAAGCUAUUUUUGCUGCCACGGAGGCUUUCAAGAACACGAUAAAUGGCUGUGUUGAUGAAGGCUUGAUCAAGCAGGGAGUGGAUCAGAUUAUUAAUUCAAUCUCGGAUGACAGAAAGGCAGGUCCAACUAUCAUUGAAAAAGUUUGUGCAACCAUUGAGAGCUUACUUGAUUAUCACUAUGGUGCUGUGUGGGACAUGGCAUUUCAGGUUGUUUCAGCAAUGUUUGAUAAAUUAGGGUAUUAUUCUUCAUAUUUUAUGAAGGGAACCCUUAAGAACUUGGCUGAAAUGCAAAGGUUGCCUGAUGAGGAUUUUCCUUACAGAAAACAGUUACAUGAAUGUGUUGGAUCUGCUCUUGGUGCAUUGGGGCCUGAGACUUUUUUAGGAAUUCUGCCCCUGAAUUUGGAGGCUAAUGACCUCUCAGAUGUAAACGUUUGGCUCUUUCCAAUUCUGAAGCAGCAUAUUGUUGGUGCUAACUUGAGCUUCUUUAGUGAGACACUUUUGGGUCUGAUUGGAGAAAUGAGGCAGAGAUCUCGUAAGCUUGAACUACAAGGAAAAAUUUUCUCAUCAAGGAGUGCAGAUGCUCUUGUAUACUCACUGUGGUCCUUGUUGCUUUCAUUUUGUAAUUAUCCUUUGGAUACUGCCAAAAGCUUCAAGGAUCUUUUAAGUCCUUUAUGCACUGCCCUUCAUGAAGAACAUGAUAUUCGUGGAAUAAUAUGCUCUAGUUUUCAGAUUCUGAUCCAACAAAAUAAGAAAAUUAAGGAAGGAAAAGAUGAUUUGUGUAGUUCUGAUAUAAGUCCAGCCAGACAGCGAGCUAUGUCGCAUUAUACCCCAGAAAUUGCUGGGGACAAUUUGAAUGUACUAACUGCAUCUGCUCCACAGUUAUUGUCACUUUUGUCGGGAAUCUUCAUGGAAUCUACAGUAGAUGAGGGUGGAUUUUUGCGGUCCACAAUUGGGGAGUUGGCUUCCAUAGCACAUGAAAAUGUUGUCAGAACCUUAUUUAAGAAGACAAUGCACAGGCUUUUGAAAGUCACACAAGAGGCUGGUUUAGCCGAGGCGUCAAGGAAUAAUAAUUCUAUGCAGGUUGAUGAUUCAUCAACUGAAAGCUCGUUAUCUCUUGAAAGGGUGCUGUUAUUUGACCUGGCAGUUUCACUAUUGCCUGGUUUAGAUGAGCCAGCAUUAGAUGUCUUAUUCAGCGCAAUAAAACCUGCAUUGCAGGAUGUCGAUGGCUUGAUUCAGAAGAAGGCUUACAAAGUGCUUUCAAUAAUCCUCAGGAACCAAGAAGGGUUUCUAUCAGCAAAACUGGAGGAAUUGCUGAAACUUAUGAUUGAAGUGCUGCCAUCAUUUCACUUUUCUGCCAAACGCCAGAGACUUGACUGUUUGUACCAUCUGAUUGCCCAUGUCUCAAAGGAUGAUUCAGAGCAGAGGAGACAUGAUAUUCUUAGUUCUUUCCUGACGGAAAUAAUCCUUGCUUUGAAAGAGGCUAAUAAGAAAACAAGAAAUAGAGCUUAUGAGGUCCUUGUCCAAAUUGGCCGUGAAUAUGGAGAUGAAGAUGACAGUGGACAGAGAGAAAACCUGUUUAAUCUGGUUGCUAGAGGCUUGGCUGGAGAAACUCCUCACAUGAUUAGUGCUGCUGUGAAAGGCUUGGCUCGGUUGGCUUACGAGUUUUCUGAUCUUGUUUCUUCUGCUUACAAGUUGCUUCCUUCAACAUUUCUUCUUCUUCAGAGAAAGAACAGAGAAAUUAUUAAAGCUAAUCUGGGUUUGUUGAAAGUGUUGGUGGCCAAAUCAAAAGCUGAAAGCUUGCAAGCACACCUGGCCAGCUUGGUGGAAGGCUUGUUGAGGUGGCAAGAUUAUACCAAAAAUCAUUUUAAGGCUAAGGUUAAGCUUCUUCUGGAAAUGCUAGUCAGAAAAUGUGGUAUUGAUGCUGUGAAGGCUGUUAUGCCUGAAGAACACAUGAAGCUCCUUACUAACAUACGAAAGAUCAAGGAGCGGAAAGAGAGGAAACAGGCUGCUAGCUCUGUGGAAAGCAGAUCUCAUCUAUCAAAGGCAACCACAUCCAGGCUUAGCAGAUGGAAUCAUACCAAAAUAUUUUCUGAUUUUGGUGAUGAUGAUACAGAUGAUAGUGAUGGAGAGAUGGCUUCUGGCCGACAGAGUAAAGGUUCCUCAAGGUUAAAAUCAAAAGCAUCUUCACUGCGGCCCAAGAAAACACGGAAAGCAGAUAAGAGCUUGCCUGAAGACUUGUUUGACCGGUUAGAAGAUGAGCCACUAGACUUGCUUGAUCAGCAUAAAACAAGAUCAUCACUGCGAUCAUCUUCACAUCUCAAGCGGAAGCAAGAUUCUGAUGACGAGCCAGAGUUUGAUCCUGAUGGGCGCUUGAUAAUUCACGAAAGAGGGAAGCCAAAGAAGAAGGUUCCAUCCUCUGACCCUGAUUCAGAUGCAAGGAGUGAAGCACGAAGUCAUUUUUCUGUUGGCUCUGCAAGGAACACCCAGAAGCGAAGGAAAACAUCAGAGUCGGGAUGGGCAUACACCGGUAACGAGUACGCUAGCAAGAAGGCUGGUGGGGAUGUGAAAAAGAAGGAUAAGCUUGAACCAUAUGCGUACUGGCCUCUUGAUCGCAAGAUGAUGAGCCGUAGGCCAGAACAUCGAGCAGCUGCUAGGAAGGGCAUGGCAAGUGUGGUGAAAAUGACAAAAAAGCUUGAAGGUAAGAGUGCCUCAAAUGCACUCUCUGUUAAGUUCAUGAAGUUUAAGAAGGUUCAAAAGAAAGGUGGCAAAAGGAAAAGGUGACCAUAUGCAUAGGUGUUUUCGCCCAAGUUUUGAAAAGAUUUUUCAAUCGCUUGUAUUAGAACUACAGGCCAAAAUUUUGGAAGUGAUUUGUUGAAUUUGGAUUGUGUUAUUGUGUGUAUAUAAUUACAGUGUCAGCUGGUUAAAAUGCUGAUGUUGCUGAUUUAUCCAUUUUGCUUACUCUGAUUAGAAAGA
Messenger RNA from Theobroma umbraticum, 4152 nucleotides. Its product is annotated as ARM repeat superfamily protein. NCBI's taxonomy places the organism in Eukaryota, Viridiplantae, Streptophyta, Magnoliopsida, Malvales, Malvaceae. The record is from RefSeq and is a predicted model, not a curated record.